UGAUGAUGAGAGAGAGGUUAGAGAUAUAAGCGAUCCGCUACACUCUGCUUUGUGUCGUCUUCUUGUCUUCAUUAUAGUUUCGGAACAGCCAACUUCAGCCAUGUCUGUCAACUCUACUAUGGAGGACAAUCCACCUCAGAAUGAGCACUUGGUUGGUACUCCAGCCACGACUUAUUUGAUUUCUCAGGGUGGCCAGUAUUACCCCCUCUACAACAACAAUACCUCGGGCUAUCAGGCCCAGGCCCAAGCUAGACCAUGUUGUCAUGGAGCCUUAGAGCGAGCACCAAAUACGGCAAAGUAUGACGAUAUGAACUUGUACUCUCUCAAGCCAAAUGUAAAGGUUGAUUUUGAGGAGACCUUUCAAGAGCCACUUGGUUCAGAAAAUGUGAGUGUUGUCUGGAAUUACAACAAGGUCAUCUUCAAUUGGACAUCGAGGGGAUUUUACAUCUUCCUCUCCGCACUCCUUGGUCCCAUCUUGGGCAUUGCUUGGGGUUUGGUCUUCGCCAUCAUGAACUUCAUCCUGGUCUGGUUGGUCAAUCCCGCUCUUAAGGUCAUCCUACAGGCUUGUAGGAUCGUGGAGGUACUCGCUAGGGGUGUGCUCCGGUCCUCUCUGGACCCCCUCUUCCAGUCCAUCGGUCAGACGUUCACUUCUGUUCGAGGGAAUUUCACUUUGACUGUCCCAGGCUUGGAUGGACCCGGCUUGAAGAAGGAGAGCGACAAGUUGAAACUGCCCACCUUGUCCCAUUCACAUAUUUAAAUGACUUCCUCCAAAUAUGGUUAAAGCCACGAGCUAUAAUAAAUUAUUAAAUAAUUAAAAGCAAUUCGAUUCGAUAAAUCAUUUCGUUGAUGUAUUCAAACAGUUUUACCUUUAUAUAGAAUAUGCAGGAUGUAAAUAUACGGGAAUGACGACAUCGAUAUUCAAAUGGAUUGUUAUAAGAAAAGUAAUGAGAAGAAGGGCAAGAUGGAAUGAAGAGCAAAAAAGGAAGAACAUUUUCAACAGUAUAUUGCAAAAAAAGUUUAUAAGCAAGUGUGCCACUGUUUUUUUUCUCAGUAAUAUGUCCUGAUUCAAUUAAUUUUUUCGCUUUUUAUUAUCUAAAUACUUAUUUUUAAAUUUUUAAAUUUAAAUUUUGAAGAUAUAUAUUCUUAAGUAUUUUUCAUUUAAAAAAUGGUGAUGCAAAAAUUAACUUUUACAAAUGCUACUUUAUCAAAACCAGUCAGAAUAUCUUUAAAAUAUGCAAAAUAUAGAAUUAUCAAAACAUGGUAUUAAUGGUCUCUUUUUGACCUAUUUCCAUGGUAUAUUUGUCUUCACAGUGAGUAAUAGAACGCUGACCAUACGUGAUUGAAUUGUUGUCAACUUAAUUGUGCGCCAAUGAGAUGAACGUUACGGUUGGAACAAUAUUCUGUCUUAAGUAGCAAUACCUUAUCUGACGGUUACCAUUAGCAUAAAAUUGUUUAUGCCCGUUAAUUACAAGUAGUACUUUAGUACAUAAAAUAUUGACAAAACUACCAUUUAUGAGUUGGGUAUUCUUUUAACUUUCUUAGGAUAGGAAAAGCUCGUUAGACAUAAUAUGAAUGAUUUAUCAUUAUUGAGUCUAUAAAAUAAGCUUAGAUAUCAGAAAUUAUUUCGUAAUGCAAUGCUAUGCUUAGGUGCUGUACCAUUUAGACAAUAGUUCGAUCACAAGUAUUUUCAAGAAAACGGCUUACAUGAAAUUCCAAUACCCUAUUGUAUUGCCUUCAGAAAUCAUGUUUGAUUCAUGGUUGAUUUUUCAAAAGUCUCUUCAAUCGUGUCAAACAUAAAGUCUUAGAAGUAGAACGUGUUACUGUAAAUUAAUUGAUGAUUAUCCGUAUGCAAGAAAUGGAAGAAAAAUCGAAAAUGCUGCAAGAGUA
This is a messenger RNA of Strongylocentrotus purpuratus (purple sea urchin), 1887 nucleotides long. RefSeq names its product caveolin-1. Gene Ontology annotation, biological process: caveola assembly. The record is from RefSeq and is a predicted model, not a curated record. The coding region runs from base 101 to 757 and encodes 218 amino acids. Gene Ontology annotation, cellular component: caveola. NCBI's taxonomy places the organism in Eukaryota, Metazoa, Echinodermata, Echinoidea, Camarodonta, Strongylocentrotidae. The transcript is spliced from 4 exons. Gene Ontology annotation, molecular function: molecular adaptor activity.